GCAAUAUUUGAAAUGACUAUGCGUAAGAUUAACCAAUAACAUAGUAACUACCAAGCCCCUUGAGCGAACAUACUUACUUCCAAAGCAUUUUAAGGUUUAAGUAUCUGUUGAAUGUAUGCGACUAGAUUAACGUCACCAGAGGCUGCCGAAAUUCUGGAUGUUUCUGCCUUACAUUAAAUCGCAAAACAUGAAUAAAUCAAUGCUGGUGUGACACAAAAAUAGUGUAUAUUGAAUGAUCACUGUUCUGAAGGUUUAAAUACUCGGCAUAAAUCUUGUCGAUCCUUUUAGUAUCUCACAUUUUUGUUCGAUGACCUUGCAACUUCGGCUACUGUUCGUAUAUCAUGAGAAAGCCAUGUCGUUCUGACGAUCUUCGCGAGAAGUAUUUGGAUAGAAAUAACAAACAAAACAGCAUCCAAAGUACUUUUAUGAAUUCAGGGCAUUAUCAAACUGCAUGUAACUGGGAGGAUGAAAAGAACAGGACGAAAGAAUUUUACGAUGAUGGAACCUCCACGUUUUUCUGGAAUGCCCACACUGUGUUGUGCUUGUUCAUAUUUGCAUGUAUUCUCAUCUACGUUGCCUUGCUAGAAAAUGGCAAUUAUUCUUCCGAAUACAAUAUGAAGCGUGGUAUUAGUGCGGUUAUCAUGGUAUUUGUCUUGUUUGGAGUUUUGCAUACACCAGAUGGCCCGUUUCUCCGACCACAUCCUGCAUUUUGGCGCUUUAUACUCUGUCUUAGCAUUCUAUAUGAGCUUAUACUAGUUUUCCUGUUAUUUCAGAGUGUAGACGAUGCUCGUCAGUGGUUACGUUACUUAGAUUUAGAGCUUGGUAAGCCUUUGGAAGAAAAGGAUUAUGGUGGGAAUUGCCGAAUAUACGAUUGGGAUAGACCAGACAAUCCAUGGCACAAUGUCAUCUCAAAAAUGGAUGGCUUCGUGACAGUUCAUUUUGUUGGCUGGUGGGCUAAAACAUUAAUCCUCCGAGAUUAUUGGAUAUGCAACGUCUUAAGUUUUGCUUUUGAAGUAUUAGAAUACUCAUUGGAGCAUCAGUUGCCAAAUUUCUCAGAAUGUUGGUGGGAUCAUUGGAUCAUGGAUUUUCUAGGUUGCAACCUUCUUGGAAUUUGGUUAGGCAUGAAAACAGUCAAUUAUUUAAGCAUGAAACCGUAUCAUUGGCGAGGCAUGUGGAAUAUUCCCAGUUACAGAGGCAAACUUCGUAGAGUUAUGUUGCAGUUUACCCCUCGUCGAUGGACUGAUUUCGAUUGGCGUCCGACUGGAAGUCUAAAGAGAUGGUUAGGGACUUUGGUUCUUGCGAUUGCAAUACUUACAGCAGAAUUGAAUACUUUUUACUUGAAAUUCGUACUUUGGGUACCACCUCCUCACUUUUUGUGUCUUGGACGUCUAAUCUUUCUGACCUUGAUGGGAGCCACUGCUAUUCGUGAAUAUUUUGAAUACCUUGAUGAUCCUAAAUGCAAACGAUUUGGGAGACAAGCAUGGAUGAUUUCAAGCAUUAUUAUAACUGAAUUAUUGAUAGUAAUGAAGUUUGGUUGGGAUAUAAUUACUAAACCAUUCCCCAGGCACAUAUCCAUCUUCUGGUCGUUGGUUUUAAUCGGUUUAGUAUUAUGGACUUUCUGGCACUUUUAUGUUGUACCUUGGUUGUUUCGAUCGAGUCGCGUAUCGAAAACUGGGAAACCAGUAGAAGAAACUAUUCAAAAUCAUCGCCCACAGAAGGCUGAAAACCCUGUUGUUUAUAGACGUAAUGCCAAGUCAUCAGUAAAGUUGUUAAAUCAUUCAUAGUCUUUUUGUUUAUCUAUGAAGAUGAUUUUAUCACAUUUUUUAAAUAGGGAAUUUCCAAAAAUAAUAUUUGUGACAA
This is a messenger RNA of Schistosoma margrebowiei, 1860 nucleotides long. NCBI's taxonomy places the organism in Eukaryota, Metazoa, Platyhelminthes, Trematoda, Strigeidida, Schistosomatidae. The record is from the annotation of a GenBank genome assembly.